This is a messenger RNA of Salvia miltiorrhiza (redroot sage), 797 nucleotides long. RefSeq lists its product as uncharacterized. Bases 270 to 467 code for a protein of 65 amino acids. The record is from RefSeq and is a predicted model, not a curated record. The transcript is spliced from 3 exons. Lineage: Eukaryota; Viridiplantae; Streptophyta; Magnoliopsida; Lamiales; Lamiaceae.
GGGUUGGUGGGGCCCUCGGAAUUUUGUUGGAUCAAAAAAUUUAGACCCAACUUGGUGCUCAACUUGGUGGGCCUUUUCGAGAGACUUGCAAUUGUUGGGCUGAAAAAGGCCCAAGCAACCAAGCCCAUCUUCUAAAGCAGCAAAUUUACGAAGAAAUUUCUAGUUUUGAGUUUUUGAGGGAAGAGAGGGAGCCACUGAGAAAGAGUGUUAAGCUGCGGGAGAAGAGAAGAUUGGAAGUGAAAAACAAUAAGAUAUUGAAAUCGGAGAAGAUGCCGGUGAUGGAAAAGCUUAGAAUGUUUGUGGCUCAAGAGCCUGUUGUCGCCGCGUCCUGCCUCAUCGCCGGAAUCGGACUCUUCCUUCCAGCUGUGGUAAGGCCUAUACUAGACUCUCUUGAAACGUCGAAGCCGGUACCUCCACCACAAUUAAGCGAUGUUGUUGCCGGUAUCACCGGGAGGAAACAGGGCUGAGGCAGGAUAUGGAGCAAGGGUGGCUAGCACGUUUUGAAGGAAUGGAAAUAAUCUUUUGAAAUAUGGGAACUAGUUUUUAUUUUAAAUUGAAGCUGAAUAUGCAAGAAGCAACUUUUGCAUUAAGGAGUCUUGACUUUGAAUGUCAAUUAUGAUGGCUCAUAUAUGCUUUACUUGAUUCUGUGUAUUUUUGGGCUGCGCACAACAAUAUUGUCUUCCCCCUUUAUUCUAUUGCAUGCCCUAUAUUUUUUUUGGGGAGUGAAAUUUUCUUAAAUUGUAGCAAUUUACACGACUAUGGGAGUAGUUGAAAAACUUGUUCAAUUUGAUGUUCAA